Truncatella angustata is the source of this 423-nucleotide messenger RNA. RefSeq lists its product as uncharacterized. NCBI's taxonomy places the organism in Eukaryota, Fungi, Ascomycota, Sordariomycetes, Amphisphaeriales, Sporocadaceae. The transcript is spliced from 2 exons. The record is from RefSeq and is a predicted model, not a curated record. Bases 1 to 423 code for a protein of 140 amino acids.
AUGGCCAAACUUCACAAGGAGCGCAAGGGAAAAGAGAAAGAGACUGCCCAGGAGCCCAACGGAAAAGAAAAGGAGAUAGUUGAGGGGCCCAUGAAGUUCAAUGAGAAGAGACGGCCCGCCAAACUUCACAAGGAGCCCAAGGACAAAGAAAAGAGAACUCCCAAGGACUCCAUAAAUAAUAGUGAACACACUAUCGCAAAUGCGAUGAGCGACGACGAAUAUCUCAGGCAGGCAGAUGAAAACUUUGAUGUAUGGAAACCUGACGUACCCGAGGAGGACGGUCGUCAGGUGCGGCCCAACUACAAGCCAAAGGAAACUCACAGGAAGAAAAGGAACAAGGGUAAAGGUCGUGCGAACGACAUUUUACCUGUACUCAGUGAGGAUGAGGAUGAACAACCAUACAGCCCAGGUGGCUGGAUUUGA